This is a messenger RNA of Pygoscelis adeliae (Adelie penguin), 1357 nucleotides long. It is a transcript of the gene SH3BGRL3, whose product is annotated as SH3 domain binding glutamate-rich protein like 3. Gene Ontology annotation, cellular component: cytoplasm. Lineage: Eukaryota; Metazoa; Chordata; Aves; Sphenisciformes; Spheniscidae. The record is from RefSeq and is a predicted model, not a curated record. The transcript is spliced from 3 exons. The coding region runs from base 1 to 492 and encodes 163 amino acids.
AUGGGAUGGCGGCUGAAACCCCCCUCUCGGCCGGUGCUUGGAGCCUCGCGCCUGGCCCUGUCCCAGCAGCUGGGCUGCCCGGCGCAGAGCCGAGCCCCGCGGCCAGGUGGGGUCUGGACCGUGGCCCGUAAGGAGCGGUCGCUCUGUGAGCACUGUGCUGAGCGCUGUGCUGAGCGCGGCUGGCACGCUGGGGUGUGUGCCCAUCCUUCGGGCUCCUCUCCAGCUCCCCAUAACCUGCCUUUCCCACCCGGGUUCCAGAUCAAAUCCCAACAGAGCGAAGUAACCAGAAUCCUCGAUGGGAAGAACAUCAAGUACGAGCUGGUGGAUAUCUCCCAGGACAAUGCUCUCCGGGAGGAGAUGAGGGCGAAGGCAGGCAACCCCAAAGCCAUCCCACCCCAGAUCGUCAACGGAGACCACUACUGCGGGGAUUACGAGCUCUUUGUGGAAGCGGUGGAGCAAAACACUCUGCAGGAGUUCUUGAAGCUGGCCUGAGCCCUGGGCUCCCCUCCCGUCCUGGACUCUACCUGCAUUCCUGAGCACCCUCAUCUCCGACCACCUUCACUUCCAGGUUGUCAGCGCUGUCCUGGCACCGCGACCUGUGUCCCAGCAUAGGGAAACCCACGACCAAAACUACUCAUUGCAGCUGCCUACGAUCCCCUCCUGCCUAACCCUGAUAUCACCUCAGAGGGAUCCAAAGAAAGUCCGAUGCUCGCUGCGCAUGGCCUUUGAACAACGCUGGGCCUGGCUCACACCGCAGCUUCCAGUGCCUCUGUAAACAGCAAAGCCUCUGGGGCUGUGCGAAGUGCAGCCGUCCGUCGGCCCUCUCUGCAGGGAGAGCCUCUGCUUCAGGAGGGAAGGGCUUAGGGUUGCAUGUUACUUCCCACUUCUCCCAGUUGCUGUUAAAAUUGUAAAUCCUGCUGCCUCACUUCCUUUAUUUUUUUUUUUUCUUCAUCUCAACUGCAGAGAUUAAGGCAACUAAGUUGAUUUCUGUUCGUUUUGUUUUAAUGCAAAAAUACUGCACAAAGCUGGGGUCUGACCACCCGCUGCGGAGAAGGCCGGGGCUGGGGGCGAGGGCCGGUGUCACUCGGCAGGCUGCCUGGGGGGGAUGGAUGGGCCUAGAAGCGGGAUCCGCGCUGCCCCGUCUGCCCUCCGCCGCGAUGUGGUGCCAGGGCUCCCUCGUGAGCGUUAAUGGCUCAGGGCUGCUCCAGAACAGCUGAUGCUCCAGCUGUCUUAUCUUUCCUCUUUGUGUUGGCUUUUUUGCAACCUGGACCAAGUGCAUUUUGUUUUCCUGCCAAAAAAGCAAGUUUAUAACCAGUGUUGUCUUCCGAGAUGCUAUUAAAUGUUACUGUACCUUUCA